Messenger RNA from Drosophila takahashii, 1614 nucleotides. RefSeq lists its product as uncharacterized. Gene Ontology annotation, biological process: fatty-acyl-CoA biosynthetic process; long-chain fatty acid metabolic process. Lineage: Eukaryota; Metazoa; Arthropoda; Insecta; Diptera; Drosophilidae. The record is from RefSeq and is a predicted model, not a curated record. Gene Ontology annotation, molecular function: long-chain fatty acid-CoA ligase activity.
AUGGCAGUACAAUCCGCAACAUACAAUGAGAAGGACAGGAUCUGGAGUGGCGCCGAAAGGACAUCAACCUACAGUCCGGACACUUCUGUGGGCAAAAUAAUAUUUAACACCAUGAGAACUUGGCCAAAGAAUGUGUUUCGUUCUUUCAUCAACGAUAUUGACGGCUCGGAGGUUACCUUUGAGCAGGCGCUUACAUGGGCCAUACGUAUUGCUCAGUUCUUCAAAAAACGUGAACUGGGCCACAAGGAUGUAAUCGGCAUUGCUAUGCAAAACUCCACAUAUGCCAUGCCAUUGGGAGUGGCCUGUCUUCUGAAUGGAACACCCUUCCACUCUAUAAGUACCUUGCUAGAUGAAGCUACUACUGCUCAUGUGUUCUCAAUAACCAAGCCAAAACUUAUAUUCUGUGAUGGAAUUGAUAUUAAAAAGAUCCAAGCCGCCACUAUUGGCUGGUCUCCGGAUAUCUUCACCCUUACCGAUCACGUUGAAGGAACACCCAGUAUUGAAACCCUACUUGAACCCACAGGCACUGAGAGGAUGUAUCAACCACAACCCCUCAAGGAAGGAAGUGCUCAAACUGUGGCGAUUCUCUGCUCAUCGGGAACAACUGGCUUGCCCAAGGCAGUCUGCAUUUCAAACGGCAGCCUUAUAAAUGACACCAUGGUGGGUAGCAAUGAAAUGGUCAUCUUUACGCCCAGUUGCCUGGACUGGUUGACCGGUCUGGUGACCUUCUUCUUUAAUACUAUUUUGGGUGUCACGCGAAUUGUUACCAACAAACCGUUUACACCGGAGUAUUUUGUGCAGAUUGUAAAGAAGUACAAUAUCCAUGUUGCAGUACUACCGCCCAGAUAUCUCAAUGCACUGACCAGUAGUCCAGAUGCCACGCCCGAGGCCCUGGCCUCCAUUAUGAACAUCCAUUACACCGGCGGCUGGGUUUCCAUGGUCACUCUGAAGAAGGCCCAGGAGCUUUGCAAGGGUGCGGUCCUGAGCUGUGGUUACGGAAUGACCGAGAUGGGAAUCGUAACAUCGAAUGCUGGAAUCCACAAUCUUUCAUCUGUGGGAAGACCUGUCCCUGGAGUCCGAAUGCGUAUUGUCGAUGAGGAUGGCAAGAAUCUGACCUACAAUGAGGUUGGUGAACUCUAUGUCCACACGAAUCUCCACUGGAAUGGCUACUAUGGAAAUCCGGAGGAGACCCACAAGUUGCAGGACUCUGAGGGCUGGUACCACACCGGCGAUCUGGGCUACUUCGAUGAGCACAACUUUCUUUAUAUAGUCGAUAGGAAGAAGGAGAUGCUGCGGUAUGAAUACCUCAGCUAUUGGCCCACUGAGAUCGAAAGCGUUAUCGCCAAGCUUCCACAAGUGCAGGACGUUUGCGUGGUGGGGAUCUACGAUGAGCGGGUGGGCGAUGAGGCCGGUGCUUUGGUGGUCAGGGUUCCAGGAACCGAAAUAAGUGCCCAAGAGAUUGUGGACCAUGUGGCCAAGCAUCUGCCCGCAAAGGAGAAACAACUUUACUCCGGCGUCCAGUUCACAGAUAAGCUGCCAAGCAAUGCCAAUGGAAAAACUCUACGCAAGGCCUCACGCGAUCUGUUUCUGGCCAAAAAGGGGGCUAACAAUUAA